This is a messenger RNA of Conger conger (European conger), 1901 nucleotides long. RefSeq names its product zinc finger, CCCH-type with G patch domain (gene zgpat). Gene Ontology annotation, biological process: regulation of transcription by RNA polymerase II; negative regulation of DNA-templated transcription. Bases 232 to 1779 code for a protein of 515 amino acids. Gene Ontology annotation, molecular function: metal ion binding; DNA-binding transcription factor activity, RNA polymerase II-specific; RNA polymerase II cis-regulatory region sequence-specific DNA binding. NCBI's taxonomy places the organism in Eukaryota, Metazoa, Chordata, Actinopteri, Anguilliformes, Congridae. The transcript is spliced from 7 exons. Gene Ontology annotation, cellular component: nucleus. The record is from RefSeq and is a predicted model, not a curated record.
CGUGAGUUGACUGGCUAGUGUGUUAAUGGUUCACGUAAGACAGUUGAUAGGCUUCAUUUCAGUUGUUUAUUCUGAGUUAGCUAGCUAACGUCAGCAGCUUGUCUAGCUAAACAACCAACAGAAAUGAUAACGAUAGCUAACGUAGCUAAGCUAUAGCUACUUUUCUCCGGAAAACUAUAGCUAUCAUUCGGACGAAGCAGGCUCCUAAAUGCUGACCCAUCGCUCUCCGCCAUGGAUGAGGGGAGUCUGGAAGCGGCCAUUGAAACCUACAAUGCUCAGCUGCAGCAGGUGGAGACCGCCCUGGGGGCGGGACUGGAUCCCUCUCAGCAGUCGGACCUGCUCAAGCUGAAAGAGGACUUACGGCAGCUGAUUGAACUCACCGAGUCCAGCCUGGUGUCCGUCAAAAAGAGCCGGCUUCUGGCGAGCCUGGAGGACAGUACAGCGGAGGGGGAGCCCGCGGGAGCCGGCCUGGACGACCAGUUCUCUGCCUUUUACUCGGAACUGGGGGAGACCCCGCCUGAGGACUCGCCCGCCGGUGCCGUGGACUGCCCUCAGGGUUCCGAGCGGACCCUGACCGACGAGGCCGAGGAGGAUGGCGAGGAGGAGGAGGACGAAGACGCCGUGAGCGGGAUGAAGGUCCGAGCGCCGUACCACAGCGCUUGGGGUACGCUGGAGUACCACAACGCGAUGGUGGUGGGGGCCGAGGACCCGGACGGAGCCGAGGCCCGCGUGAGGGUGCUGUACAUUCACCCCACGCACAAAUCCAUGAAGCCCUGCCCUUUCUUCCUCGAGGACAAGUGUCGCUUCAUGGAAAACUGCAGGUUCUCCCAUGGCGAGGUGGUGGCCGUGUCAGAGCUGAGGCAGUUCCAGGAUUUGGACCUGAGCAACCUUCAGGAAGGUUCCGCCUGUCUGGCCCGGCACGAGGACGGCAUCUGGUACCCCGCCAAAAUAACGGAUAUCGAAGAAGGUUACUACACAGUGAAGUUCAACUCACUCCUUCAGAGAAGCACCAUAGUGGAAGCUGACGGAAUUAUCCCCCCUUUAAGGCAAGAUGACCCGUCGUCCUCAGAGUCUGAUGGCGAUGACGACUUUGGGGAGUAUUCGGCCUAUGCUAAAGUCCUGGACUCGGUGGAAACGGGGGAAUGGGCCCCAUCCUGCAGCUCCAGUUUUGCGGGAUGGGAGGCGCACACCCGCGGAAUCGGCUCUAAGCUCAUGCUCAAAAUGGGCUACGAAUUUGGGAAAGGGCUGGGGCGGAGCUUGGAGGGGCGGGUGGAGCCGGUGACGGCUGUGGUCCUGCCCAAGGGGAGGUCCCUGGACCAGUGCGCGGAGAUGAACCAGAAGCAGGGGCGGAAGAGGCAAGGGAAGGGAGAAGGGUCAAAGGCCAGGCGGAAGGGCAAGCGGGCCGGCGGGGCCCGCCGGGGGCGGAGCGACGUCUUCGACUUCCUGAACAGCAAACUGGGCGACAGGGAGGCCGACGGCCAGGCCAACGCCCCCCCACCCAACAGCAAAGACGCCUACAGGGGCGGGGAGAGCGCCAAGCGCUCCCUCAACGUGCGUCUCUUCCAGGCCACCGAGCGCGUGGUGCAGACCGAGAGAGAGAUCGAGCGGCUCAAUCAGGCGCUGGCCAGGCAGGCCGGCAGGGACAAGACGAUGGCCACGCACCUGGAGGAGAGGCUAGCGGCCGCCAGGAGCCAGCUGGUGCAGCUGAAGGCCCAGGAGCUCCGCGUGCAGCAGGACCAGCGCAAAGCCAACACCCACAAGAAGAUGACCGAGUUCUGACCCGGGGCUGACCACACCCAGCCUCCACCCUUUUAAUUCAGUUUUUAUGUUUUUGUAUUUUUUUUUUUUGUUGUUGGCAUGUUACUGUCCAGGUAAAUAAAACAAAAAAAUUAUUUCCCACA